ACUACCCACUCCCCCCUCCACUUAAACGCGCGCGCCCCCCCGCCCGCCUCUCCGUCCUCGGAAGCGCCGCCCACUCUUCCGUCCACGCCUAUCGCUCCUCUCCGUGGGUUCCCCCCGCGCAAGUUGUGCGCGCCAUGGAGAUGCAGCUCGCCGCCGUCCUCGCCUCGCUCGCCCUCGGCGGCGCGCUGCUCGUGCUCGUCUUCGGCAAGUGGUGGCAGCCGCUGGCCGACGCCGACAGGCGCGUCAAGGAGCUCGCCGACGCCGUGGAGGCGCUGCUGCAGCUGCGGUCCGAGCUGCUCAAGGUGGAGCCCGCGCCGCCGGAGUCGGACCAGCUGGCGCGCGCGUGGCUGCGGCGCGUGCAGGAGGCGCAGGACGAGGUCGCGUCGCUCAAGGCGCGGCACGAUGGUGGCCAGCUCUACGUGCUCCGCCUCGUGCAGUACUUCGUCUCCACGGCACCCGUCGCCGGGUCGGCCGAGAAGCAGCUCAAGGCCGUCCGCGCGCUCCGUGAGCAGGGCGAGGCGCUGCUCGAGGCCGCGCUGUCCACGCCGCAGGCGCCGCCGCCGCUGCUCCGCCAGCCGGAGGAGCUGGAGCUCCCGCCGGGGACCAGUCUCACGAGGCCCUACCUCAACGAGGCGCUCCGCUUCCUCGGCGACUGCGACGCCGCGCUCGGCGUCUGGGGCGCGGGGGGCGUGGGCAAGACCACGGUGCUCACGCACGUCCGCGACGCGUGCGGCCUCGUCGCGCCGUUCGACCACGUCCUGCUCGUGGCGACCUCCAGGGACUGCACGGUGGCGAAGCUGCAGAGGGAGGUCGUGGGCGUGCUCGGCCUCCGCGACGCGCCGACGGAGCAGGCGCAGGCCGCCGGCAUCCUGAGCUUCCUCAGGGACAAGAGCUUCCUGCUGCUCCUCGACGGCGUGUGGGAGCGACUUGACCUGGAGAGGGUCGGCAUCCCGCAGCCGCUCGGCAUGGUGGCCGGCCGGGUGAGGAAGGUGGUGGUGGCGUCGAGGAGCGAGGCGGUGUGCGCCGACAUGGGAUGCCGCAAGAAGAUCAAGAUGGAGUGCUUGAGCGAGGAGGAUGCGUGGAACCUGUUCGAGGCCAACGCUCGCGAGGAGACGAUCCAUCGCCACCCUCGGAUUCCUGCACUUUCAAGACAGGUUGCUUCAGAGUGCAAGGGCUUGCCUUUGUCCCUCGUCACCGUCGGCCGCGCCAUGUCGAGCAAGCGCACACCGAAGGAGUGGGGCGACGCGCUCGACGCCCUGAAGAAGACGAAGCUCUCGAGCGCGCCCGGCCCGGACAAGAUCGCUCACCCUCUAGUGAAAUUCUGCUACGACAAUCUGGAGAACGACAUGGCGAGGGAGUGCUUCCUGGCCUGCGCGCUCUGGCCGGAGGAUCACAACAUCUCCAAGGACGAGCUCGUCCAGUGCUGGACAGGGCUCGGCCUGCUCCCGGAGCUCGCCGACGUCGACGAGGCGCACCGGCUCGCGCACUCGGUGAUCUCCGUGCUGGAGGCGUCGCGGCUGGUGGAGCGCGGGGACAACCACCGGUACAACAUGUUCCCGUCCGACACGCACGUCAGGCUCCACGACGUCGUCCGCGACGCGGCGCUCCGGUUCGCGCCUGGCAAGUGGCUGGUCCGCGCCGGCGCCGGGCUGAGGGAGCCGCCGCGGGAGGAGGCGCUGUGGCGCGACGCGCGGCGGGUGUCCCUGAUGCACAACGGCAUCGAGGACGUGCCGGCGAAGACGGGGGGCGCCCUCGCGGACGCGCAGCCGGAGACGCUGAUGCUCCAGUGCAACCGUGCCCUGCCGAAGAGGAUGAUCCAGGCGAUCCAGCACUUCACAAGGCUGACCUACCUUGACAUGGAGGAGACCGGCAUCGUCGACGCGUUCCCGAUGGAGAUCUGCUGCUUGGUCAACCUGGAGUACCUCAACCUCUCCAAGAACAGGAUCCUGUCGCUGCCGAUGGAGCUGAGCAACCUGAGCCAGCUCAAGUACCUCUACCUGCGCGACAACUACUACAUCCAGAUCACCAUACCGGCCGGGCUGAUCUCACGGCUCGGGAAGCUGCAGGUGCUCGAACUGUUCACCGCGAGCAUCGUCUCCAUCGCGGACGACUACAUCGCGCCGGUAAUUGAUGAUCUUGAGAGCAGCGGCGCGCAGCUGACGGCGCUGGGCCUGUGGCUGGACAGCACCAGGGACGUGGCGAGGCUCGCGAGGCUGGCGCCUGGCGUGCGCGCCCGGUCGCUCCACCUCCGCAAGCUGCAGGACGGCACGCGGUCCCUGCCGCUGCUGUCCGCGCAGCACGCGGCGGAGUUCGGCGGCGUGCAGGAGAGCAUCAGGGAGAUGACCAUCUACUCCUCCGACGUCGAGGAGAUCGUCGCCGACGCACGCGCGCCGAGGCUGGAGGUGAUCAAGUUCGGGUUCCUGACGAAGCUCCGCACCGUGGCGUGGUCCCACGGGGCGGCGUCCAACCUCCGGGAGGUGGCCAUCGGCGCGUGCCACGCCGUGGCGCACCUGACGUGGGUGCAGCACCUCCCGCACCUGGAGUCGCUCAACCUCAGCGGGUGCAACGGCAUGACGACGCUGCUGGGCGGCGCCGCGGACGGUGGCAGCGCGGCGGGUGAGCUGGUGACGUUCCCGCGGCUGCGUCUGCUGGCGCUGCUGGGUCUGCCCAAGCUGGAGGCCAUCCGCGGCGACGGCGGGGAGUGCGCGUUCCCGGAGCUCCGGCGCGUGCAGACGAGGGGUUGCCCGCGGCUGAGGCGCAUCCCGAUGCGGCCGGCGGCGAGCGGGCAGUGCAAGGUGAGGGUGGAGUGCGACAAGCACUGGUGGGGCGCGCUGCAGUGGGCGAGCGACGACGUCAAGUCCUACUUCGCGCCCGUGCUGAUCUGAACAAAACAACGUCGUCGUCGCUGCAAUCUCGCCGCGCCGUGCCGCGCGUGCGUGCAUCCGAUUUUCCGAUGCAGAGGUUGAAGUUUUGGAGACGUGCUGAUCUGUUAGGGAAGGAACGUCGGGGGAAAUUUGGUGACUGUUAAUUUGGAUUAUUUUUCAUUUUCCUUUAAAUUUGGGACGGUUUCUUUUGAACAUCUUGUGUUUCGUUGCCAAAAGGAAAACUCAACCGCUGAACAUUGCACUUCUUUCUUUGUUUUGCUCAAACUAUAUCCUAUGCUACAAACAAGCAAACUUGAAUAUCUGAUAUGUUCAUACUA
Oryza sativa Japonica Group (Japanese rice) is the source of this 3202-nucleotide messenger RNA. Its product is annotated as probable disease resistance protein At1g61300. NCBI's taxonomy places the organism in Eukaryota, Viridiplantae, Streptophyta, Magnoliopsida, Poales, Poaceae. The record is from RefSeq and is a predicted model, not a curated record. Gene Ontology annotation, molecular function: protein binding; ADP binding.